UUUGUCUUUAUUGUUUUGUGUUGAACUCUGAAAUUCGAUUAUAAUAAUUAUUGAAAAGGUAUAUGAAAGUUUUCCAUUAAUAUUAGUUAAUACUUGGUGAUCUAGGAACGUGAAACUGCAUAGCAACUGAAAAAGUAGGCCCUGAAAAUGGAUCAAACACAAACUGGAGCCACUAAAUUUAGAGCUCAUCUUCGCACAUCAAUAAACGCUGAUGAUAUAGCAAAUAUAACUAGAAUUCUUGAUCAAGAACUGCUAGACUCACAAAACACUUUAAACGAAAUUUCAAACAUAUUCGCUUCUAUCAACGAUUAUAAAAACAGCAAUUUACCAGUUCACAACUUGGAUAGAGACGCCGUUUCAAAAUUUUUAGACGCGGAGCCUUUAAAACUGGUAACGCCAGACUUUGGGGACAUUAAAUUUGAGGGUGAAGUUGAUGAAAUUUUGGCGACUAUGAAGAAAUAUGCUGAUCAUUUAAAAGAGAAAUUACCUGUUGUUGAAUCACAAAUAAAUAUGGAGGAAAUAGUUCAUAAUUCGGAAACUAUUGAUGUUAGCCAGUAUGCUGCUAGUUUGGAGCAACUGAAUAAGCGCCUGGCGCAUAUAAGACAGAACCUGAGGCAAGAAGCAACUACAAAGGAUUUGAAUAUGGAAGAAAAGUUGGAAACAUUGAAUCAAAAUGUUAAGCUAUUUAAAGAGAUGACAGAAGGAAACGCAUUGUUAAGCAAACGCAGUGCAGAAAGUGGCGAAAACAUUGAAAAUGGACACAACUCAACAAGGCAAUAUGAGGAAAUAGUCAAUAAGUUACUGUCUGGUAUCAAUGAUGUUACAUAUUUAAGACAAAAUAAGGGUUAAAUGGGGAAUUAGUUUAAAAGGUUUUCAGGAACUUUGUAUCAUAUAUAGGUCUACUAGUUAACAUAUUCAAUGCCAGCAUCCUGCAAGGGGGGUGAUCUGUUCUGAGCUUUAUAUACGGGAAUUUGAAUGUUACCAGCUACUAUCUGGCAGCGUGUAGCAUUCACUGGCACUGCCAGGCGUGGCUCACUCCACGAUUUCGUUGCGUUGCUACAAGUACAUGUGGCCCACACCAAUUUUGGUGUCUAGCAGUAGAAGUUUGCCGCGCAUCGCUACGGAAUGGGCGCGUGCUCGCGCUUGCGCCACCUUGCGGUCAUAUCUGUCGUAAUAGACGCGUUUUGUUAGAGAGUGACCCUUCUGCACCUAGUGCUAUUAUUUAUUCUGUGGCAUUGCACUGAAUGUGUUAAGUAAUUUUUGGCAGUGUUAUGACUUAUUAGUCAUAUUUAAUAUUUAUUUUAUCUUUCUCAACAAUUUGAUGUAUAAUAAAACAUGUUAUGAAAA
Messenger RNA from Cydia fagiglandana, 1347 nucleotides. RefSeq lists its product as uncharacterized. The transcript is spliced from 2 exons. NCBI's taxonomy places the organism in Eukaryota, Metazoa, Arthropoda, Insecta, Lepidoptera, Tortricidae. The coding region runs from base 148 to 849 and encodes 233 amino acids. The record is from RefSeq and is a predicted model, not a curated record.